CCCCCCGCACCGGAUCCACGGGGUCCCGCUAUAUACCGCAGGAGGGAAGAUUUCUUCCGGGCACGCGCACUUCACCUGCCGCCUCGCCGUGGCACGCGCCACCCUCCCCUCCAUCCGCGUUCCGUCUCCCCGCCGCCGGCGUCGAUCCCUCUUCUCUCUGCCCCCCCGCCCGCCCCUCUGGUCCGCCUCACCCCCGCACGCGUGCCGCUGGCCGCGAGAGCCCGCCGUUCGAGUCAAUCGCUCGCGGACUUCGACAGGGCGAGCAUCGCGCUGCUUGGGCGCUGUGCUGCUUGUCUCUCACGUCAGUCUGUCUGUCUGUCUGUCCGUCUCUCCGACUCACUGACUCACUGACUUACUUACCGAGUGACCGACGAAGGUUGCCCUUCGUAUCGCAUCGGACGGUAAGAUCGUCGGAGGAUCUCUCGUCGCAUCGAAGGACAUAUCCGACGCUAUAUGUAUAUAUUUUUAUAUACAUAUAUAUAUAUAUAUAUGUAUAUUAUAGAACGAUCGAUGCACCACAAUGUUACUGGUUGUCAACUGUAAGGCGUUAUAUAAUAUACUGAAUAAACACUGCAGGGGUAUAGAAAUUGAUUCCGAAGGAAAUUGAUUCGAGUUUGUUGUCGACUCUGUGUCGGAAAGAGAUCGAGAGAGAGAGAGAGAGAAAGAAAUUAAAAAGUGCAAAAUACUUAGAAAUACCACAACGGCACCUAGGUAUUAACGGCGAAACGGCGGAUCUUGAUUGAGGAGUAUUGUAAACAAAGGGGCACCGCAUCGCAACGAGAGACGUCUAAAUACGUUCUCCACCUCCUCCUCCUCCUCCUCCUCCUCCGUCGCUUCCUCCUCCUCCACUACCACCACCACCGCCGCCAGCCUUCUGCACCUCCUCCACCUCGACAUCGUCUUCGUCUUCUUCUUCUUCGACAGAAAUAGUUGACUCGGAGGAGAACCGCGGGACUCGGCUGCUUCCUCGACGCAGAUCUGACACCCUCUACGCUUACAGUAAUAACAGUUAUUUUACCCGCGCAGUGUUCCGAUAUACCUACCAGAUACACCCGAAUUCCUUGCGCUCUCAGUUAUCCUUCUACGUUACAAUCCAUCACGCCGAUUCGUCAAUUCUCCUCUCUUCGUUUCUGGUCCCCACCUUGUCGACGAUUAUUGACAUGAGCAACGAACAAACGUGUCGUCGACGGAGAGGACAAAGUACGGCGAAACUAUCGUUCGAGAAGUUGAGGAUAUAAGAAGAAGAACGAAAAAUAAAUAAGAAAAACGAAAUACAAAGUUGAAUCGAUAUAGGAAACGAACCAGUUGUAAACGGCCAACGAGCCGAUAUCACCCACCUGUUGACGUUUCGAACAUCGCAUCAUCGAGCACGGUGUAUGAUAAUUAUUCGUAUAUAUUGUCGUAUUACAAGAAGUUCGAAUCCGCACGCAUUGAAAUGCGCGAUUGUAACGUCUGGCCGACGCGAAGAGAGUGAAUGAAAGAAGAAGAAAAAAAGAAAGCAUCGAAAGCGGAAAAUUAUCGAGGAACUUUUCAAGCGUAUACGCAUAUCUAAUGAUGUUUAAUUGAGCCAGCGAUUAAACCGCAUCGCCAACUGGCUGCAGGCAUUCAUUCCCGAGUAAACAAAAAACAACAACAAGUUGGUGCGUAAACAAGAUUCAUCACAAGUGUAUGUGAAACGAGAACGAUACGACAUAUGUAAUAUUCAUCGUAGUGACAUGUACGGGAAAAGUUUUGUACGUUACACCGUAUAUAUACGUACGUAGAUAUCUCUUCGCGAGAGGUGAUUAUCGUCGACGACGUCGUGCGCCUUCUUCUUACUCUUGAACGCGAGAAAAGUACAAUACGAGUGAAGAGUGAGAGUGAGAGUGAGAGUGAGAGAGAGACUGAGACUGCUCUUUGGUUAUCAGUGCGUAUUGCAUGCGGGACUCGCCUCCUGUCCGCUCGUUAUCGCUCGGUCGCAUCGUUAGUUCGUCGUUGAGAAAAAAAACUUUUAAAGUUGUGAGUGCGGAGAGUGAAAAGUGGGAAUCGGGGGGGCGGUGGGUGGGUCAAAAGUCACCAGAGUGCAACAUCGCUGCGGUGUUCAGACUGCCUUACGUGACGUGCACGCGAUUAUUUCGACGGACUCGAGUUGAAAUAAAUAAAUAAACGAACAAACGAAUGAAGACAAGAAAAGUAAUUGGAGCAGGAAUAGAACCGAGACAAAAAUGCGCGUUUAAAAUCCCGCGCUAAUAUACGAACGAUACGAUUAUACCGAUCUAGGCGAUCGCAAUUAUUGUAAUACGUACGGUUGCGUGUACGUGUAUUCAUAUACACGUAUACGUGAGAGAGGCGAAACGGUGAAAGUGACAGCUCUGCGCGUAUAAUGCACACCGCGGUACGGAGAAAUUGGCAACGUCGCUGAAAUUAUUUUAAUACACCGUGCGAUUCGGGUGACUUUAAACGCGGUGCGAAGUGAGUGAAUGAGUGUAAGAGAGUACCAAAGUAGCAGAGACAUUUAUUUUCGACAUCUUUGCUUCCUCUAUCCGCGUUUGACGAAAGAAUUUUUUUUUUAUUCGCGAUCAGCGUGAAAACGAACGGUCGAAGAUGACGACGAGACGAGUGAGGGAAACAUGAAGGAGAAAUAACACUCGCUCUCUCUGUCGCUCGUCGGCGCGUACGUUUGUUUGCAUUAUACGUAAUACGUAUCAAAUACCGACAAUCUACGUUACAAGUCCGCCGCUGCUGCAGCUGCAUCGGAGUUCUUCGAUUCGUUCGAUGCGCGGAUGCGUAACACGUGCAUAGAAUUACAUGAGAGAUAGAGACGCGGAGAAACGCGCGCGAGUUUGAACCACGCCGAGCUGCGGUAUACGUACGUAGAGUGAAGACAAGUGGGACGGACGAUCGCGACACGUCGUCGUCGUCGUCGUCGUCGUCGAGAGUUUUGUAUAUCAUCGGACACCGUGAAGUGAACUGCUGUGUUACUACCGGGCAGCCGGCACGCGAGGAUCCCGUUUAGCUCCGCUUUGUUGCCGUCUACGAACGUCGGGAAGUCGCGUCGCGCGCGAUUUUCAAAAAUUUAUACCACAUGCGGUGAAGCGAAGAGGAGAAACGAAAAGCGAAAAGCGGUCGAGGAGACGGAAAGUUGCGCACAUUUUCAAUGCUGUCAUUGGUGCACUGUUACGGUUAGCGUUGCCGUGCGAAAGUGCGGAAGUGCGGUUACAUUCGCCUGAGAAUUAAAGCAAAAAACUAAGAAACGCGUAGUUUCGGGCUUUGAAUGAGAGAAAUAAACGUUGAGAUAAAAACGGUAUCGUAUAAUUAUCGAAAAGGAUCUUCCGCUAGAGAGAGAAAGAGAGAAGAGUGUGUGUGUGUGUGUGUGUGUGUACAAGGAUUCGAAGGGACAAGAAAAUCAAAAGCGCGAAUACUUUGGCGCGUUUUUUUAAAGGCGCGUUCGCGCGGCUAGGCAUUUCUCAAUAUCAGAGAUUUCCUGUAUCAGGGACGCGGGGCCGCCUCUUCUUCCUAGCACCCUCCCGUUUCUGGCACAAUGACCUUUAAAUUUCGUUGAAAAUAAGACAAAACGUAAACAGGACUACGGGAGUGUGAAUUGUUCAUAUAUAAUAAUAACAAUAACAAUAAUAAUAUGUAUGUAUAUCUACGUACGUGCGACGCCGAUUCCGCGAUAUUUAAACCGCGGUGACAAUUGAUUUCAAUCGCGCGAAAUAAGUGGUGCACCGAUCGGCGAGUUUGGCAAGUUUAUCAAGAAAGGAGCAGCGACGAGUGGACGGUGAGGGGGAUGGUGGCCCCCCCUCAGCCAGGGCCUCCGACCCGGGCGCCCCUUCUGUGAGGAGAAAGCCUCUGUCUACCUCACCGCACGCCAAAAAUUGACAACGACACGUGACCGUUUGAAGAGAGAGAGAGAGACAGAAAGAAAGAUACGCCGUGACAUCACCUGGAAUGAUGGUACGUACGUGCGCCGAUGUGGGUUCCUACUUGACGAACGGCCGUCUGGGUAACCAGAAAUUCCUGAAACGGACCGCGGAGGAGUUGGAGCCACCGGGUGGGGGCAGCGGGGACGGCGGCUUUGGGGAACCCCCGUCGAAACUGCAAUGCACCCAGGCACAGCAUCAGCAGCAGGCCCCCGGGAGCGGGGGCGGGGGUGGCGGGGGUGGUGGGGGUGGUCCGCACCACGGCCACGGGGCGAAUACCUCGGGCCCCCAGCAACAGCAGCAGCAGCAGCAGCAACAACAGCAACAGCAGCAACAGGGUGGAAACGAGGGUCUGACCAAGUUCUCUGUGGAGAUAGUUCAGCAACUGGAGUUCACAACUUCGGCGGCAAACUCCCAGCCCCAGCAGAUAUCCACGAACGUAACCGUGAAGGCGCUGACGAACGCGUCGGUGAAGAGCGAUCACGUAAACUCGACCGCCUCGCCGAAAUCGGGGCCCGAUCCACCCGCGGCUGGGGGACCGCGGGUCCCGACGGGGGGCGGAAUCGGUUGCGUCGACCUGGGGAACCUAGUCGAGUGCAAGCAGGAGCCGGACAACGAGUUCGUGGAUCUCGAGCAGUGCGCGGCGGCAUUGGAAAAGGACGCGGCUGCGAACGGCGCCGGAUUCCCCGGCUUCUCGGACUUUAUCGGCGACGAUACCGGCGACGAGAUCAUAACCUCGGACGCGUUCAAGGACCUCAUAUCGGAGAUAUCCGACUUUCAUCCGGAGUUCAUGAAGGACUUUGACUUCGAGGACAAGUGCGUCGACAACCUCGCCAGCAACGCUCUACCCAACAACGUUACCAACAACGGUCAGAUAAAGGUAGAGGACGACAAGGAUGCCGUUCACCAGCACAACAACAACAACAGCAGUAACAACAACAACAACAACAACGGCACGACCCUUCCGACGAACUCGAGCCCCGGGGCCUUAGGAUCGGCCCAAUACUCGCCGGCCCGACUCGCCUACUCCGGUCUCGACUUCAAGUCCGAGAUGAGUCCGGCCGCUCAGACCCUGAAGCAGAUGGCCGAGCAGCAUCAGCACAAGAAUCAGCACCUCGGUCUCGGCGGUUUUAAUCCCGCGGCAGCCGCGGCGAGGGGACCGGCUGCCAGGUCGCCCUACGCCGAGUUUCCUCAGUUUGCCGGGGCCUCCGAUUACCUCGGUAGUCCCGGCAGCAACGGACCACCCGGAAGUCAGGCCCAGACCGCGCAGACGGCGGGGGCCUAUCACAAGACGAACAAUUCGGGAAACUUCCAGGGACAAUCGACUGCCGAUAUUUUUACCGCCCAGUCGCAAUUCUCGACACUCGGUGACAUCAAGCGGGCCCAAAAUUCCGGCGGCAAACCGUCGAUGAUGGGACCCGCCGCCGGGUACAAGCAACAGUAUUCGCCCUACGGUAGCCCCGGGUCUAUGCCCAAUCACGGCAGCCCCGGGUAUCCUUUACCCCCUAGAGGAUCUCAGGCCGGUGGUGGGCCCAACCAGUCCGGAUCUCAAGGACCCUUCACCAGCUCAACUCCUCCAAGGCCUCCUUCGGGACCUGGCACUUCCACGCUACAGAUCAACCAGGCACAGCAGCUACACAUCAGCAACCCUGGACACCAGAUACAGGUUUCCGCAGGCCAACACAUGCAGCUCACCGGCGACCUGAAACCCGGUGUGUCCGUAGCGGCACAGCAGGGAAUGUACUUCAACCAACAACAGGCCCAGAAUCAAUCCGGACCCGCCGGUUCCCAGAGCGAUACCUACUGCUCGGUAUCUCAGUCGCAGACCAUCAAUUUCACGCAGCAAAGUCUCAGGCAAAGGGCUGCCGCUACCGGGGGAGUUUCACAACCUGGAGGUGCCGCUGGGGCGAGAGGUCAUCCUCAGCAGGUACCACCCGGUCAGGUUGAUCAUCAACACGCGAAACUCCUCCAACAGCAGCAAAUGCUGCGCGCACAGCAGGUGAUGCAACAACAGCACAUGGCCGGUGGAAUGGGCGGCGUUAGGCCUCCACCCCCGGAGUACAAGGCAGCUCAGGCCCAGAUGAUGCACGCCGGCAUCGGGAUGGGUGGUCAGGCGAGGUUUCCCACUGCAGGACCUAUGCGAAGAGUAGCUCAGCAGCCAAUGCCUCCAUCGGGCCCGAUGAUGAGGCCGCAAAUGGCUCAGCAGCAACAGCAGCAGGCUCUCCACGCCGCCGGAGGAAACAUGUACAUGGGCGGCGGAGGCAUGGCCUCCAUAAGCAGCAUGCACCAGAUGCACCAACGGCUCGGUUACCCCAGGACGAACAAUCAGCGGCCGCCGAACGUAAGCGUCGGUCCUUCCGACGGUCUCGGGAACAGCAUCGCUGGUCGCGGAGCGCAGCCAGAAUGGCGACACAUCCUGCAGAUGCACCAGCAGCAGGGUUUCCAGGCACAAAUGCGACCCCAAUUCAAUCAGCAGGGUCACCAAGCCGGCUUCGGAAUGGGCGGUGCUGGUGGAAUGCAGAUGAGUGCUGCUCAGAUGCAGCAUCAGCAGCUAAUCAGGUCGCAGAGCGGAGGUAUGGCCGGUGGUGGCAUGCCAAACAGCACUCAGAUGCAGCAAAUACUGUCUCAGCAGCACCAGCAGCAGAGUCUCGCGAUGCAGCAAAGCAACAACCAAAUGUCCGUACAGAUGCAGAUGUCCCAGUCGACCUCUGUGAAUUCCGUCAGCAGUGCCGGCACAGGCUCUCCUCUGCACCCGCAUCAACAGUACGGUUCUGGUAGUCCGGGAGUGCGGAGCUUGCCUCAGCAGCAGCAGCAACAGCAGCAACCACCGCAACAGCAACAGCAAUCCCAGCCUCCUCCGGCGCCUCAGGACUCAUCCGUUGCAACGGAUUUCAGUCUCGAAUUCCUUGAGAAUCUUCCCACGGGAGACACAUCCAAUUUUAGUGCCCAAGAACUCCUCAAUUCUCUAGAUUCCACGGCCGGGUUUCAAGGUUUCAACCUUGAUAUUUUGUAAGGACACCGACGGCAUUGUCGCUCUUUUUUGAGUCCUGCUGAAAAGUAUUAAUUUAAAUUGCGAAACUCGAACCUUAAAUGGCCGAUCGUCGCCCUCUGGUCGUCGGUAAGAGCGUCCCUCCUUGAGGCCGCGGAAAUGGCUUUUACGUGGCAGACGUUUAUCCUGCUGAGACGGCGCGACGCGGGCAGCGAAAAUUGCCUGAAAAAUAGUCAGAAGCGGAAAGGUAAUCAGGUCUGGAAUCUCUAUGCCGGAUCGAUCGAUCUCUGGGGAGGAAUGGAAGAAGACAGCCGCGGGUGAUUCUUUACCUCGAAAUCCGUUUGUUGCCAAUCUUUAUCUCGACCUCCGUUCUCCCAUUUUCACUCUUUAUAUCUUUAAGAAUGUAUUAUUAUUAUUAUUAUUAUUUUUAUACCGAGCCAUUCGAAAAAUUGAACGAAAUCGGACGAAUAAUGAAAAUCCGUCGGACGUUGUAAUCUCUGUAGAAAAACGUGUAGUUUGUCGUUAUACAUAUUAGAUAAUAUUGUUACGAAUCUCAAACCGCGAGGACUGGGAACAGUUCGUUUUCGCACGUUAUAGUAGCGCCGAACUCCGAUUUCUCGGAAUCCCUUUAUUAGUCUUAUUUAAUUCUUUUCCAUUCGAAUCCUAGUUAUCUUAGAUUCGAAAAUCGCUAGGUGUGACGAUGGAGUUGAAACGAUAAUAAAACUAAUGAAUACAUAUUUAUGUGUGUAUACACACACGCUCACGCAUACAAGUCGUUUCUAGGUUUUAAAAACUUAUUCGCCGAAACGUCGUUUCAGUCUCGAACACCGCGUCGCCUACGUCCAUGUUAUUGAUUUUGGUUUCACCUGCCAUUUACCCCAUUGGCAAGUACAGUUUUGCAUAUAUUUUUGCAACUUCUCUGUUUAACUCGCACCGACCCUCGUGCAAUCGGUUGCGUAAUUGUUGAUAACAGUGGACAAUGGUUUGAUAUAAAUUCAUCUCGAUUCGAUGACAUCCGGGAUGCGAGGACACGGAACGGAAGUCCAAAGUAUUCGUAAUAAACCAGCGUCAAUGGUUUACAUUUGCCUUCUGUAGUUGAUUAGAUUUUUGUUUUUAUCCCAUGUUUACCUAGGUUUGUCCCAUCGUACAUAUUAACUAUCGUAUUUUAGUCUAAUUGAAGAUCUCUAGCGAGAUAAUAAUAACAAUAAUAAUAAUAACAAUACCAAUAAUAAUAAUAACAACAAUAAUAAUACUAAUACUAAUAAUAAUAAUGAUAAUAAUAACAACAAUAAUGGAAUAAGGACGGAAUUUGUAGACUGUGCAGAAGAUAGACAAAGAGGUGCGCGAAUAUAUACAUACGUUUCUUACACUUCCUUUUCUAUAAUAAGUUAUUAUUUCAGUGUAAAUAUAUGUUUCUUAGUUUAUCACAACAUACGGUUUAUACUAUAGAUAUUUCUACCUUAAUGUUAUUACUUACUAUUAUUACUAUAUUAUUAUUUUUAUUUUUGUUUCCCCAACAAUACUUUUCCUUUUUUACGUCGCGCUGUGAAUCUAUCAAUCGAAGUUUCGUGCACGUUACGUUAGACGUACGUGUUACCAGAUUAGGUGGUUGGUUUAAGGCAAGCACACGCAUGCUUAUACAUUCGAAUAUUGAUGAGAGUGCACAAAAUGAAGAAAGCAAAAUAUUAAUCCUAUUACUCGUAUUUUUACUCUCUUAUUUAAGUACUCGAAAUACCCGUAUUUAAUUUCCCUACUUUAGUUAUGUUUUUCGCAACCAGAAGUUUACAUAUCCGUAAUUUUACCUGAAACCUUGGCAUCAAAAUGCCAUAUUUAUUGCGUCACUUCGCAAACGUUUCAUCUACUACACAGUCUACCCACAAAUAUUGAAUAAUAGUUAUAAUGAUAAUAAUAAUAAUAUCCAUAAUAAUCAUAACCAUAAUAAUAUUAAUAAUAUUAAUAGUAGCAGUAGUAACAACAACAAUAAUAAUAAUUAUUAUCAUAAAUAAACAAAUCGUCAUAUAUACAACAUGUGUUACUUAACCAAAUCAAUUUUACUACUAAGUAAAACAAAGUACUCCGAUUCAUCUUGUCCGACGGUAUUCGAUAAGCUUUCAAAUGCAAUUGCGAUGGCAAAACAGUGUUAAUUGAUAAACCAUGUUUAUGACGUGUGAAAGGUUUGAAGAGGAAAAAACUUCACUAGUUCAUUUGGGAGGAUCGAGGGCGAGAUGUAGUUACAGAAGAUUGGGGUAAGCAACAACCUGGUGUAUAAAUAAUAUUCGAUGUGUUGAUAGCGUAAAUUCCCGAACGAAGUGAAAGCAAGUUAACAAUUAAAAGAAAGUCAAUUAUAACUAUUCUUGGGAAGAAAAAAAAACAUUAACAACAACAAAUCUGGUGAUUUUUGGCUAGAAUUAUAUUAGCCAAUUAUUAUCGACAUUAAAUUGUAGGCUGCUUCUAUGACAUAAGUAACCCCCUCCUAAAAACGUGAAAAAAAAUAUUACUAGGUGAAUAAGAUAUGAAAACUUUCAUUGUACAUACACAUAGAUAUAUUAUAUACUUUAGCGAAAUUUGAGAAAAAAAAAAAAAAAAAGUGGUAAAAACUCAAGAUAAAAUUUAUAAUAAUAAGAUAAAUUAAUAA
Messenger RNA from Neodiprion virginianus, 9526 nucleotides. It is a transcript of the gene mam, whose product is annotated as neurogenic protein mastermind-like. NCBI's taxonomy places the organism in Eukaryota, Metazoa, Arthropoda, Insecta, Hymenoptera, Diprionidae. Gene Ontology annotation, cellular component: nuclear speck. The record is from RefSeq and is a predicted model, not a curated record. Gene Ontology annotation, biological process: positive regulation of transcription by RNA polymerase II; Notch signaling pathway. Gene Ontology annotation, molecular function: transcription coactivator activity. The transcript has 8 exons. Bases 3931 to 6915 code for a protein of 994 amino acids.